Molecule: messenger RNA, 555 nt
Organism: Micromonas commoda
Lineage: Eukaryota; Viridiplantae; Chlorophyta; Mamiellophyceae; Mamiellales; Mamiellaceae
Source: the annotation of a RefSeq genome assembly
AUGAUUCAACGCCUUCAAAAUUUGUAUUUAACAAAGGUGCGUGACACACUUACGGAACAAUUCCAAUAUAAAAACACGCACGAAAUUCCACGCCUUGAAAAAAUUGUUAUUAACCGAGGUGUAGGAGAUGCUUCACAGAAUGCUAAACUUCUCGAAUCAUUAUCGAAUGAGCUUACUGUAUUAGCAGGUCAAGCACCUGUCGUGAAGCGUUCUAAAAAAGCUAUUGCUGGUUUCCAAAUCCGUGAAGAUAUGCCAAUUGGGCUCUCAGUAACAUUACGUGGAGAUCGCAUGUAUGCAUUCUUUGAUCGACUUGUAAAUCUUGCUCUUCCACGUAUUCGUGAUUUCCAAGGAAUUAAUCCAAAAGGAUUUGAUGGUCAAGGGAAUUUUAACAUUGGUUUAGAUGAACAAUUAAUGUUCCCUGAAUUAAGUUACGAUACAAUUGAUCAAAUUCGUGGAAUGGAUAUUGCAAUUGUGACAAGUUCACAAACGGAUCAGGAAGGAAAAGCUCUUUUAAAAGAACUUGGAAUGCCAUUCCGUGAAAAAGCAACUAAGUAA